This is a messenger RNA of Lachancea fermentati, 1704 nucleotides long. The record is from the annotation of a GenBank genome assembly. NCBI's taxonomy places the organism in Eukaryota, Fungi, Ascomycota, Saccharomycetes, Saccharomycetales, Saccharomycetaceae.
AUGCUGCGCAAAAAAUUCCUAGAGCUUGGUUACCGUCGCGCUUAUUCUGUAGGUCGACAAAGCGUCACAAAACGUAUACUAUGGUCCACAUCGCUUGUUGCUGCAGGAGCCUUGAUAGGUAUCACAGGAGGAACCUAUUACACCGUGAGCACUGCGAGAGAGGCCCUGUUCCCCUUCAGCUCAAAGACAAACUUAAAUGAUGUGCCUGCACCCACUUAUCUUGAUACGCGAUUUCAUUUAAAUGAUUUCACACGCGAGCUGCAAAAAGUUGUUAACAAAGAAGACAUGUGUUCCACUCCAUCCGAGCUUGAAGGCCAUUCGGUAAAUAAUUACACCUUACACAAGCCCGAUCCGGAACAGCGGCCUUACUUGAUUGUUUAUCCCCAUGAUACCGAGCAUGUAUCACAGAUUAUGCAAUUGUGUCACAAAUACAGUGUACCCGUCAUUCCUUAUAGCGGUGGCUCUUCAAUCGAGGGACAAAUAACCGCUACCAGACAUCAAGGUCUACCAAUGGGGUCUUGCACCGAGCCAACCGUGACUUUGGUGUUGGAUUUUAACAAGUAUAUGAACAACAUCAUCAGAGUGGAUGCAAAUGAUCUCGACUGUGUGGUACAACCGGGAGUGGUUGCAAAGGAUUUGAAUGAUUUGGUAUUGGAACCAUUGGGACUCCUGUUCGGCCCGGACGGUGCUCCAAACUGUGAAAUCGGUGGCCAGAUAGGUACCAGUUGCUCUGGGACUAAUGCAUUCAGGUACGGCACAAUGAAGGAAAACGUGGUAAACGUCACCGCUGUCAUGGCAGAUGGGACCAUCAUCAAGACUAAAAACAGGCCGAAAAAAUCUUCUAACGGUUAUAAUUUAACCGGGCUAUUCAUUGGCUCCGAAGGUACGCUUGGAGUGGUUACAGAGGCCACUCUCAAACUUCACGUAAAGCCAAAAUUCGAAACCAUUUCAAUUGCAAGCUUCAAGACUCUUCAAGAUGCAACCCAGUUUGUACAGACUCUAACGAGACAAGGAAUCCUCGGCGUAAAUGCCAUAGAAUUAUUAGACGCCAACAUGAUGAAGGCAAUUAAUUUCAGUGGACAAACGACACGCAAAUGGAAUGAAAACGCUACUCUACUUCUCAAAAUAGGUUCUCAUAACCACGCUAUCCUUGAUGAAACUAUAAAGGAUAUCGAAAAUUUAUCUCAAACUCAAAAUUGUAUAGCAUUCGAGUAUGCCAAGUCCGCACUUGAGCAAGAGGAGUUGUGGUCCGCUAGAAAGGCCAUUUUUUGGAGCUCCAUUGACUAUGGCCGCCAUCUUUUCGGUCAAAACGUCAAAGUAUGGUCAACCGAUAUCGCGGUUCCUGUGUCCAAUUUAUCCACCGUCAUCGAUGAAACAUUGGCGGAACUCACAAGUUCCGGACUGUAUGGUACGAUUGUUGGUCAUGUAGGUGACGGAAAUUUCCACUGUUUGGUUAUGUACAAUGAAGGCAAUGAGGAUAAUGCUAUGCAGGUCAUAGAUUCAAUGACUUUACGUGCGUUACGGUACGACGGUACUUGCAGCGGAGAGCAUGGCAUAGGCACGUCGAAGAGAAAAUUCCUUGAAUUGGAGUUAGGACCGAACACCAUUGCUGUAAUGAGAAAGCUGAAACUAGCUCUUGAUCCUAAACGAAUUAUGAACCCCGACAAAAUCUUCAAAACCGAUCCAUGCGACGACAGACCGUGA